Molecule: messenger RNA, 6204 nt
Organism: Closterium sp. NIES-65
Lineage: Eukaryota; Viridiplantae; Streptophyta; Zygnematophyceae; Desmidiales; Closteriaceae
Source: the annotation of a GenBank genome assembly
AUGGACGUGAUAAACGGCGGCUUUAAAGGCGUAGUGAAGACACUUGGUCGUAUCGGCAAGCAGAGAGAUCGUGACGAUGACGAUGACGGCCACCCUCUAGAGAUCGGCGAGCCAACGGACGUGAAGCACGUGGCGCACGUCACGUUCGACCGCUUUAAGGGCUUCCUGGGUCUCCCGGAAGACAUCGAGGGCGAGCUGCCGUGCCGCGCGCCCAGUGCGGGGCGGUCCGUGUUCGGCGUGCAGCCGGAACUGCUGCAGUGCUCACAGGACGAGUUCGGCAACAGCGUGCCCAACAUCCUGCUGCAGCUGCAGGCGCUGCUAUACGUCAAAAAGGGCCUCCAGACGGAGGGCAUAUUCCGCGUGGCGGCGGAGAACGACCACGAGGACGAGAUCAGGGAUCAGGUCAACAUGGGGCUCGUGCCGCAGAGCAUCAACGUGCACGCGCUCGCGGGGUUGAUCAAGGCGUGGUUCCGCGAGUUACCACAAGGGUUGCUGGACUCGUUACCAGUGGAGGUGGUGGCGGCGUGCGAGACGGAGGAGCAGAUGCUGGCGCUGGUGGCGGAGCUGCCGGAGACGCAGAGCAUGCUGCUGGACUGGGUGGUGGGGCUCAUGGCGGACGUGGUGCAGUUCGAGGAGCGCAACAAGAUGAACGCGCGGAACAUUGCCAUGGUGUUCGCGCCCAACAUGACUCAGGUACUCGAUCCUAUUAUGGCAUUGAGACACGCAGUGAAGGUGAUGGACUUACUACACGCAGUGAAGGUGAUGGACCUGUUGCGAGUGCUCAUCGAGAGGAAGCAGCAGGAGCCUCUGAGGGAGGGCGGUAGCGCGGCGCUCAAGUCCUUUGUGUACUGCACGCAGCCACCCACCAUUGAGAUCUUCGAGGAGCCCCGGCAGAGAAGUAAGGAGAGACAAGGUCAAGCAAGUCAACUGAGCCACGCCUCACAGGACGACAGCAACAGCAUCUCCCUUCCGCACCUGCCUAGAAUCGCCAGCGACAGCCCCGUGCAUCCCAGCAGCGGAUUAGCCGGCACAGUAGACCCUAAGGAGCUCAGUCGAAGGGUAGCCAGCGGCCCUCUGCAGGUGUCAGCAGCAGCAGCAGAGCGGUGGAGGAAGAGGAGAGAACCCAAACCCGCACCACACCACACAAGAAUGGCUUCCCAUGAUGGCCCUGUAGGCAGAGACGUGCCUCCCUCGCCUGGGUUCUUCCGGAGUGGCAAGAACGCGCCUCAGUCCGACCCCACAGCCAAGGAGCGCCGCGCUUCUCGGAUCGGAGUCCCCACGAAGAUGUUUUUUCGGAGGAAUCUGUCGGAGGGCGGGCCGGCGUUUGGCCGGGACUGGGAUGCAGAGCGGCGGAAGAUUGCAGCAGAGGAUGCAGGAGCAGCUGGGGGUGCUGGAGGGACGGGGGUUCUGGAUGGGGGGGAUGUGGCGGAAGGGAGGGAGGGCGAGGGGGAGGAUGAGGUGGGGGCAGGGGAGAUGGAGUUACGGGGUGCAGAGGAGGGCGUAGGGUCAGGGCCAAGCGUGGAAGGCCAGCAGAGGGCUGGCUCGUCUGGUGCUCGGGGUGCUAAGAAGCUACUGCACAAGUUUGGGACAGGUCUCAGGGUAGUAACACCUGGUGGGGGGGGCUCUGGGGGUGGCUCUAGUGGGGAAGCGUCGUCGCCCCGCGGGCAGCUGUUGCGAAGAUCAUUUAGCUCCAAGGGGUCGGGGUUAGGCCCUGCUGCUGAUAAGCUAUCAGCGGUGGCAGCUUCUGUGUCGACAGGAGGGGUGCCGCCGCCUGUCCCAGAUAGGCCUUCCCGGGUUCUACCUCCCACGCCUCGCAUGGGAAGCAUGCUAGAGAAGCCAGUGAGGAAUGUGGAGAAGGCUACUAGAGGGGUGGGGAAGCUUGCGAGAAGCUUCUCAGGGAAUAUUGACGGGCACUGGGGUGCUAUCAAGCGGGAGAUGGGGUUGGCAGUGCGCGGUAAGGGGCGGAGUAGUUUGUCUGUUAAUGUGGCAGGCCCGGUCUUGUCGGCACCAGGUGGAGUGGAUUCGGCAGGGGCGGGCGGGUUAAGGGAGGAGAGAAGUGAUGGUGGUGGGGCAGAGAGACUGUGGGAAGCUACUGGGCAGGUUGGGGAGGGGCAGGAGAUUCUAGAUGGGGUUAUGGAGCAUGGGGCCGAGGCUACUGUAGAAGCUGUAGAUGCCGUAGAUGCUAUAGAUUCUGUAGAUGUGGGCAUGGAUGUAGGGUUUAUGGGAAGGGAUGGUGGAGGAGGGGAUGCAGCUGUUGAUAUGGAGGGAGGGGAAAUGGCAGUUGAUGUUGUCGUUUGCACGACUCCUGGUCGAAGGGAGGAGGGAGGUUUUGGGUCGGAUGAAGAUGUGACAAUGGAGGGAGCUGAGGAGGGCGGCAUGAAGCUAAGGGAUGAUGAUGAAAGUGGGGAUGUUGGGAAAGGGUCUUGGGAGGGAGAGAGUGGGGAGUCCGAUUUUAGCUAUGGUGCUGUAGGAACGUGUGUGGGCACAUCGGUGUGCCGAUCGAUAUGCCAGGAUCGAUUCAAAUCUCCCUCUGUUCUUUCCACCAUGGCCCUCGAUCUGCGGAAGUCCAUCACCAGUGCUCGACUCGCCGACGCAUCUUCCCUCGAACCUUCCGACCGAGCGUUUUCCCUCUCUCGCCUCCUCUCGCCACGAAGCGGCAAUCCCCGCUCCUCCUCAUUUUCGCGCGGAAACGACAAAAACGACGUCAAAUCGAAUGUCUCUGCAUUUUCGGCCUCCGGGUUAUCCGCAAGUGUCCUAUCUGCAGCCGAACCUGCCGGGCUGCAUUCCGAAGCAGCACGCACUGGCUCGGGUGCAGCCGCCGGUGGUGGCUGGGAAGCUCCUCAGGCUACAGCUUCGGCAAGGGUAGCGUCGGAAGUCGAAGGUUCGGGACAGCCGAAGCUGUUGCUGGAGGCGCGCUCAGGCCGCAUUGCACACGUCAGCCGGGGGUUGUUGCGCGACCUGGGUUACACCAGCUCUGAAGAUUUUGGCGGGAAAAGCUUGUACGAUCUGGCGGAUGGGCUCUAUGAAGCUGAUUGGUCGAGAGCCGUAGAGGCGGUGACGAAGAACAAACGCGCUUCGGUGCGAAUUCACUUCAAGCUGCUGAAAAGCGACAGAGCUGGCGAUCUUGUCGGCACGCGCGUCGCUCUCUCGCUGAAUUUCGCAGGCGACGAAGAGAGGACCGUCGCAGGCGAUGGACCGUUGCCAACAUUCCUCCUCGGGGGCUUAAUGCCAGCGCCGCCGCAAUCAUCGACGCCGGCGGCGGGAGCGGCCAGCGGUUUCCGGGUGCGACGCGUGGAGGUGAUUAUAGAGGAACCGCCCCAGACCCCGCUACAAGAAACGACGGGUAAACGAACGGCCGAAGCCGCUCUAAUGGGAGAAACUGUCGAACGUCGAGAGUUUGAUGGCGUCCCUGGGAGAUACCAAGAUAUAAGAGUCUCAGAAUGCGACAGCCUUGGCGACAUAAAUGGGGACUCGAGUCGCAUAGGUGGCGAAUCCUGCGACAACUCUCUCGAGAGUUCUUCCACGUCAGCGGAGCCCCAUUCCACGUCACCGCAGGAGCAAAUUACAUCACCAGGUUCGGACUGGCAGGCGGGAAGCGAGACGAACAGCGAUUGGUCGAGGGAGAGCGAGUUGCAGCAGCAGGGCUUAAAAGACGGCAUCAGGGGGGCAGGUGCGAGGGGAAGCCGCGCGCAGCAGAACGGAAUGGUUUGCGCGUUUGGCGCGCCUCCCGGCUCUAUCACUCCCCCUCGCGCCCACGCCCGCCCCCCUCUCCCAUCCCGCGGAAACGGCGACGUGGGGAGCAGCUCUGGUCGUACGCGCGCCUCCGGCUACCACUCCGCGCGCAAGCCGCCCGUUCCACGUGUCAGCAGCACAGGGUCGUUGAAAUCAAUGCAACCUCCGAAUUCGUCACGGACCGUCCAGAAUAGCAACUGGCCGCGACGCGAGGAUGGAGAGGAGGAUUUGGAGGAGGAUGACGAGGAGGAAGAGGAGGAGGGGAAUGGGUUGGAGAUAGACGAGGAAGGAUUGGCAUUAGCUUUAAGAGAAGACCCCGACGACGAGGAUGCUCUUAACGAGGAUGCAUACAGUGAAGCAGAAAAUGACGACGACAUGACAUCCCCGAUCGCGCCGCUCGAGGAAAUCGAGAAUGAUUUUGAAGACGACGACGAAGAUGAUGAGGACGCGUAUAUCGGGGAUGGCAGGGGCGGGGAGAGCGCGACCGUCGCUCGGCAAAUUUCGGACGUUCGUGAGAGGCUUGCGGCGCGGAGAUCGUGCCACCUGGCGCGCGGAGGGCGGGAGAUGGACGCGGACGCGAUAUCGGACGAGGACGAGGACGAGGAGUCGUGGGAGCGCGUGAAGCAGCGCUGGGCCGCGCAGCAGCAGCGCCUGCAGCGGCGGGAGGAGCAGCAGGUGCAGCAAGCGGUUCAGGCGGCGAGGGAGAGGGAGAAGGAGCGCGAGAGGGAGAGGGCGGCGAGACGGGGGGAGGAGGGCAAGAAGCGGGCGUUUGCAAAGUGGGUGGGCGGGGUUCGGGGAGGGGACGGGGGAGAAGGAAUGGAAGGUGAGGGAGGGGGAGGGAGGGAGGGAGUGUGGAGGAGUGAGCGGAGCGGUCGGAGCGAUAAGAGCGACAGGAGCGAUAGCCCUGCUAGCAGAUCGCUGCGCAUGAGCCUGAGCAUGGGACGAUCGCAGUCUCUUGCUGCCCCAGCGGCCUCUAGUUAUGGCCAAGGCAAUGAUGAGGGGAAGGUGCGGGAGAGGGAGAAAGAAAGGGAGAAGGAACGAAGAGGCCCGGCCCUAAGCAAGGCGGUGAGCUUCGGGAGAGUGGGCUUUUCGCUUUCGUCCCCUUCAAAGAGAGAACAGAAGGGGUCCAGCAGGCUUGGGAGUGCCGAACCAGAGGGCUGGAGUGAGGAUAGACGGGUGGCUGCUAGCCGUUUUGCUGAGGAGAGUGGGAGGAGCGGAGUGGGGGUACAGCAAGAGAGAGGGAAGGAGGAAAAGGAGCAAGAGGAGGAAUUUUUCUGGCUGGGAUCGCCCGUGAGAGAAGACAAGGAGACUAAGGACUUGAAUGCUCCCUCUGUCUCUUGCAUUGACACCAGCACUGGCAGCAGUCUUGACAACAGCAACAGUACCGUCACCAGAAGUAACAGCAUUCGAGGAAAACUGAACCUAUCGCUGUCACCUCUCAACGUAGACGACUCGGAAGCACCAAGCGAGACCAGCCCAGCUUCUCCCGCUACCAUCUCCAGUCCUUCUCAGCCCCUCUCCCGCCCGCCCUCCCGUAUUCCCUCCCUCAUUGCUCGCUCCUCCUCAUCCGACGAUGCCCGCAGCCUCCGCAAGCAGCACUCAGAGCCCAAGCGCGAUCUCAACCACAUUCCGGCACCGUUCUGCACCGCCCCCGACCCCUGCAGUUUACCCGCCGACUCACAGCCUGGGGGAGGAGAGGCGUCCACGCCUGGCCGGCGCCUGUUGAGCGCCCUGAGCCACAAGGGAGUGGUUGGCGCUGCCAAGAAGGCCCUUGAGGCAGUCAGCUCCCCUCGCCGCUCCCACACCUCUCUGUUCGCCUCGGUAUCUGCAGAAUGUGCCUCGGCUCGUGAAGAUGGUGCUGAGGGUGCCUCUGCUGGCUCCUCUGCUGGUGGUGGCGGUGGGAGGGGAGGAGGAGGGGGAGCAGAGCCCCUGAUUGGCUCGCCGCGGUUCUUCUCGUCUUCCUCGCGGCCGUCGUCUCUCCGCCCCUCUGCCUCCCAUGACAGCUACACGUCCUCUCCCUCCUCUCGUCUCUCCUCAUCCCCAUCCCGGAGCAUCGUGCCUCGCUCUUCCUCUCUGGAGGUCCCGAGGUCGGCUGGGGUGCCUCGGAGUGUGUCGCAAGAGAGUGGUUUUGGCACCAGCAGCAGUAGCAGGGAAAGUGGUGGCGCCUCACGCCACCGCAGCCUGCUUGCCCCAUCCUCUUACAGGGAAGAUGGGGGCAGUUACAGAGAAGGGAGCAGCUUUAGAGGUGGUGGUGGAGGGGAUGUGAGUGGAGGUGUGCAGGGGGGGAAGCAGCAGCUGUCUGGGCUGCAGGCCCCAGGUGUAUCAAGCAGUGUGGGUGGAUGUGCAGUGGAGUGUAGAGCGGUUGGGAUGGAGGGUCGAAGGGAGGAUGCUGGCUCGGCUUUGACACCCAAGGGCCGGUGGGGAGCUUGGGCUGAAGACGAGAAGUCUGGAGAUAUGGAUUGGUUUUGGUAG